AUGGACGCGACAGAGCAAAAAUGUAAAGAGCGCUUCGAGGCCCGUCUGCGAGAUCUACUAUCGACGAAAGGUCAGAACAGCCAUUUAUUCACUAAAAAACACUAUCUCGAAACCAUUGAGAAGGUGAAGGCGUCGAAAAAAAAGACGACAGGUAAAAAACCUGAGGACUAUCAACGUUUGAAACGAUACGACGUUCUAACGAUUGGAAACAUCGAGAAGUUAAUAGUACCGGUCAAGCAGACAGAUUUGAUCAAGUUUUACGUCCACACCGAGGAGCUGUUCGAUAUCAUUCAUGAACAGCACAAAAUUAUGGGACACGUCGGACGAACUAAGAUGGGGGCGGAACUUAACUUGCGCUUUAAGAACGUAACGCGCGAAAUGAUAUCUCUCUAUCUGAGUGUGUGUCCGCAAUGCGAGAAAAAAACAACCAAAUGUACUAAGCCUCCUGCGCAAGAGUGCUUCAGCAAAGGUCAUAUUGAUAUUAUCAGUAUGGAAACAGACAAUGAGUACAAAUACAUUCUAGUAUAUCAAGAUUUUGAGACGUCCUUCGUUCAACUCCGUUCAUUAAAAACUGAAAACGUUGAAGAAAUAGCUAAUAUAUUAUUGGAUAUCUUCACCACAUUUGGUGCUCCGUGCGUCCUUACAAAUAGCAGAAGCAGGGAGUCUUUGGCAGAGAGCGUAGUAAAACACCUUCAUGUAAUGUGGCCGCAAGUAAAAAUGGUGCACGGAUUGGCGAAUCACGCGCAGGACCUUACUGACGACAUUAAGCAAAAACUGAAUACUUGGUUAGCGGGGCAUUCUGGAAAAUGGACAGAGGGCCUUCGGUUUGUACAGUUCAUGAUGAAUUCAGAGGUCGAGUCAGGACAGAGUGCCUUUGAAGCGUUAUUCGGAAUCAAAGCUCAGAUGGGAUUGACGUCUGUGCUCCCUGAAGAUAUUCUGCCGAGCGUCAAUUCAGAAGAAGACUUAGAAACGUAUCUUACAUCCGGUGAAGUCCCUGUAGCAGUCAACAUAGAGAACGAUAGUGCACAGUCGGAUAUAAUGAAGUUCGAAGACCAGGAAAAUGCGUUGGCCGGCACCAGUCAAGACGAGUUGAACUUCGAUAUGGAAAUCAAGAUAGAGGAUUCUUUGAUACUGAAAAUGGACCACGACGCUUUAGAAUUAUAA
Messenger RNA from Leptosia nina, 1164 nucleotides. The record is from the annotation of a GenBank genome assembly. NCBI's taxonomy places the organism in Eukaryota, Metazoa, Arthropoda, Insecta, Lepidoptera, Pieridae.